Messenger RNA from Caenorhabditis remanei, 3222 nucleotides. RefSeq lists its product as uncharacterized. Gene Ontology annotation, biological process: protein phosphorylation; cGMP biosynthetic process; receptor guanylyl cyclase signaling pathway. The coding region runs from base 1 to 3222 and encodes 1073 amino acids. The record is from RefSeq and is a predicted model, not a curated record. NCBI's taxonomy places the organism in Eukaryota, Metazoa, Nematoda, Chromadorea, Rhabditida, Rhabditidae. The transcript has 9 exons. Gene Ontology annotation, molecular function: protein kinase activity; ATP binding; peptide receptor activity.
AUGCGUGUGCUACUCAUAUUCUUUCUUCUUCUUUCGAAACAAUGUUUGGCAGUGAAGGUGAAAGUGGCUCAUAUCGGAGCAGUCGGUGCUAUGAAAAACUCGGAGAAGAUAUUGCAACUCUCAAAAGAACAACUGAUUCAGGAAGGUGUUCUUGGCGAUGAUUUUCAGAUUGAAAUUCUGAAUCAAAUGGGGUGUGGUGAAUCGUAUGAAGGAGUUGCUGUCGGUGCAGAUAUGUAUCAUGUUCAAGGUGUUCGUGCUUUCAUUGGACCGUAUUGUAAUGCUGAGUUGGAUGCUGUCGCUAAAAUGGCAACAUUCUGGAACAUUCCUAUUGUUGGAUACAUGGCUUCGUCGAAUAGUUUUGCUGAUAAAUCGGUGUUCAAAACGCUGGCAAGAGUCUCUCUGAGAACUACAAAUUCGUUGGCGGAAGCAGCGGCUGCAUUGAUAAAACAUUACGGAUGGAAUAAAGUAGCAAUUGCAACUAAUACAGGAGCAGUUGCAUUCGAAAGAGUUCAAUCUUUCGAAGAAGUUUUUCAUCAGAGAGGAAUCAAUGUUGUUCGGAAAAUCAUGUUGGACGAGUAUACGAAUGCAAAGGCUAUCAUGAACAGUGGACUGCUUCAGGAGCUCGAAAAUAGUGCGAGAAUUGUUGUUUGUGCUUUCUCAUCUACACGAGAUAUGACAAAGGAAUUCAUGCAAGCAGUCACUUUAUCUGGAAUGAAUAAUGCCAAUUAUGCAUGGAUCCUUCCUUGGCUUCAGAUCGAAACUAAAGAUAAUGCACCAUGGCUUGGAGAUGAUGGAGAAUAUCAACAGAAUGUGAAGGAUCACUUUGCAAAUGCUUUCUUGAUUGAUGAUGUGAAUGGAUUUGAUAAUACCUUGGUGACUCCAUUCAAAGAAAGAUUGGAAUCAAACGGAUAUUCAACUGAUGAUCUAGAAAUGAAAAAUAUCUAUGGAUAUAUCCAUCUCUAUGACGCUCUGAGACUUUAUGCCCUGGCUGUUCGUGCAACAAUGAAUGAGACUGGAGAUGAAAAUUCGUAUUUGAAUGGAAAAGAAGUCUGGAAUCAUAUGAGAAGAAUCAGUUUCCCUGGACUUGUAUCAAAUGCAGGCGUCACUUCUGGAACUGUUAUGAUGGAUGAUAUUGCAGAAAGAGCACCUGUUUAUGCCGCAUUCUAUGUACCACCAAACAGUGAUAACGUGAGAAAAGUGUGUGAGUUGGAGCCCGUUCUCCUUACAAAUUGUGAUGGAACAAAAACUGGAAACGGAUGUUAUGAACUGCAAAUUACUGAUCUCUCUACCGGAUUUUGGCCAUCAGUUGAUGGAACCCUUCCUCCAGAUGAGCCAGUUUGCGGCUAUCGGAAUGAGAAAUGUGAUUAUACGACACUAAUUAUUGGAGGAAGUGUCAUCUUGGUAAUUAUUCUUCUAAUUAUUGCUGGAUUCUUCGUUUCCCGAGUAUGUGAAAAUCGUGCACUUGCUAACACCCCAUGGCGUAUCUGGCGUGACGAUUUCCGGGUGAUUCAAGAAGAUGAAAUGAAAUCAAUGCUCUCAAUCGGAUCAUCCAAAACUAAAAUGUCAAAUAUGAGCAUGUUUGUGAAACAUCAUGCAGUCGUUGGAACGAAUACUCACGCAUCAUUCCAUUUAUAUCCACAAAGAAGACCAAUUGUAUUCAAUCGACAGGAUUUACAGCUCUUGAAUCAAAUGAAACAGGCGGUGCAUGACAAUUUGAACCCGUUCCUUGGAAUGUCGUUCAAUGAAAAAGAAGAAAUGGUUGUUCUCUGGAAAUUCUGUUCAAGAGGAACUGUUCAAGAUAUGAUUUACAAUCAGGAAGUAACUCUUGACUCCAAGUUUCAUGGAGCCUUUAUUCGGGAUAUCACUCUGGGAUUGGAGUAUUUGCAUUCUUCAAUUAUCGGAUACCAUGGAUCGCUCACUCCAUGGUCAUGUCUUAUUGACAGAAAUUGGAUGAUCAAAUUGACCGAUUUCGGAAUAGCAAAUCCAUUGGAACGGUGGGAAAAGUUGGGAUUGAUAUCGACUGAGACACUGAAAGAAGGAGAUGACAAGAGUGGAUCAGCACAGAGAACAAGUAUUCUGUAUCAACCACCUGAAAUGUUAAAGAAUCGAGAAUCGAAUCGGAUGAGAAGAAUGGAUCAAUCGUGGGUAAAACAAUCACAAGCAAGAAGGCAGAUGGCAGAUAUUUAUGCAUUCGGAAUGGUCAUGCAUGAGAUUCUUUUCUGUGCUCUUCCCUUCCCAAAUGGAACAAAUGUUUCGGAAGUUAUGGAUUACAUUCGAGAUGGAACCAAAUCAUUCCGUCCGACAAUUCAUGAUCGAUCACAGAUUCAUCCAGAUCUUGUGGCUCUUCUGUUGGAUUGUUGGAAUGAAAAUCCAGAAGUUCGUCCAUCGAUUCGGCGUGUCAGAUUGAAUACAGAGAACUAUCUGAAAGUAAAAGGAUCUCUCGUCGAUCAAAUGAUGAGAAUGAUGGAACAGUAUGCAAACAAUCUUGAGAAGUUGGUAGCUGAGAGAACAGGAAUGUUAGAGGAAGCUAAUGUGAGAGCUGAUAAACUUUUGAGUCAACUUCUUCCGAAAUACGUGGCAAAUGAGUUGAAAAUGGGACGAUCUGUACCUCCGAAGACAUUCAAUAUGGCUACUGUCAUGUUCAGUGAUAUCGUUGGAUUCACCACAAUCUGUUCAUCUUCAUCUCCUCUAGAAGUUGUCAGUAUGCUGAAUAACAUCUAUAGCAAAUUUGAUGAUGCAAUCAACAAACACUCUGCUUAUAAGGUCGAAACCAUCGGUGACGCCUACAUGAUUGUCUCUGGAAUCCCUGAAGAAAACGGAAAUGAGCACAUUCGGAACAUUUGUAACACUGCUCUUGAACUCAUGCUCCUUCUGAAAACCUAUGAAAUUCCACAUCGUCGAAGCGUGAAACUCCGUAUCCGUCUUGGUAUUCAUACUGGAACAGUUGCCGCUGGAGUUGUCGGGCUCACUGCACCUCGUUAUUGUCUUUUUGGAGAUACUGUAAAUGUGGCAUCUCGAAUGGAAUCAACGAGUGAACCAGAGAAGAUUCAAAUGAGUCAAGAGGCUCGUGACUUCUGUAUUCGCUACUAUCAAGAAUUCCAAAUUAUUCUUCGUGGAGUCGUCGAGGCAAAAGGAAAAGGACCGGUGACGACAUAUUGGCUUCUGGGAAAGCAGACGGAAAACCAGAUGCAACAACAAAAUUUCUCUCAACUCGGUAUCUAG